AUGUAUGCAGCAAGUUUAUUGGCAAGAUUCAUGCAUUGUCCUACAAAUAAACACUAUGGAACUGCAAAAAAAGUACUCAGAUACAUCAAGGGAACUCUGGAUUAUGGCCUGGAGUAUGUGAAGGGAAGGAAAGCUUGUUUAAUCGGCUUCUGUGACAGCAAUUGGGGUGGCUCAUUGGAGGACAGCAAGAGUACAUCAGGAUAUGCAUUCUCAUUUGGGAGUGGGGUGUUUUCUUGGGCUUCAGUCAAGCAAAACUGUGUUGCACUUUCAACUGCAGAAGCUGAAUAUAUAAGCGCAUCAAAAGCCACAACUCAAGCAAUAUGGCUGAGGUUCAUUUUGGAAGAUUUUGGAGAAAUACAAACUAAAGCUACUCCUCUUCACUGCGAUAACACUUCUGCCAUUGCUAUUACAAAGAAUUCUGUGUUCCAUCAAAGGACCAAGCACAUUGACAGAAGGUAUCAUUUUAUUAAGGAUGCAUUGCAGGAAGGAACCAUUGAUUUGGUGUAUUGUCCCACUAAAGAGCAGGUAGCAGAUAUCUUCACAAAACUUUUGGCUAAGGAUCGCUUCAACUAUCUCAGGAGUAUGCUCGGAACUCGGUGUGUAAGCAGAGCAUUUUUCAUUCUAUCUGAUUCUUCUAUUCUUCUCUUACAAAAAAACCCAGCUAGAAUACCAGAAACUGUAACAUCCUCAACUGAGCUUGUUCCAGUUCCUGAACCAUCUUAUGCUAGGGAGAUCCGCCAGCCUGCAUCAUUGCCACCUGUGUCAGAUGCAGGAUCAUCGGAACUUAAGUUACGACUAGAUGGUGUUCAAAGAAAAUGGGAUAGCGCGAGCACUUCAAAUUCAAAAGCACAUAAUACUUAUGAGUCAAGGAGGCCCCAGGUUGAAAUUUCUCCAGAAAAGCAGAAGCUUGCCAGUUCACUGUUUGGGGGAUCAUCAAAAACCGAGAGGAGGCCAUCUUCUGCCAACCAUAAGGUGUCUAAGGAAAAUAUCCAUGCUUCAGAGAAACCCCAGGUAUCAAAGGCAGCAGCUCAGUUAGAAGGGCUUCUUGAUCAAACUGAAGUUGCAUUAACUGCAAAUCAUGGUGCAGCUGGUGCUGCUAAGACACCUGAUGUUAUGGGAUUAUAUGCAGAUACAUCUCUCAGCGGGCUCAGUAGCAGUGUUGGCGACCCUUUGCCAACCAAUAGGGAUGAGUUUAAUCUUGCAUCUGACUUAUCAAAUGCUACAAGAACUGCUCAAAGUGGGGUAACACAAUUGAAUAAGGGUCCUAACCCUAAAGAUUCCUUGGAAAAGGAUGCACGUGUAAGGCAGAUGGGUGUGACCCCAACAAGUCAGAAUCCCAACUUGUUUAAAGAUUUGCUUGGCUAA
This is a messenger RNA of Prunus armeniaca (apricot), 1365 nucleotides long. The record is from the annotation of a GenBank genome assembly. Lineage: Eukaryota; Viridiplantae; Streptophyta; Magnoliopsida; Rosales; Rosaceae.